Naumovozyma castellii is the source of this 765-nucleotide messenger RNA. RefSeq names its product NAD(P)H-dependent oxidoreductase. Lineage: Eukaryota; Fungi; Ascomycota; Saccharomycetes; Saccharomycetales; Saccharomycetaceae. The record is from RefSeq and is a predicted model, not a curated record. The transcript has a single exon. Bases 1 to 765 code for a protein of 254 amino acids.
AUGAAGACUUUAAUUGUUUUUGCACACCCAGACGAACGUUCUUUCAACGGAUCUCUACUAAAGGAGACUGUCUCCCAGUUGGAAUCUGACGGUCAUGAAGUCAAAGUAACAGAUCUAUACAAACAACACUGGAAGUCCCAAAUUGACGAAGAUGACUUCCCUGUAACUCAUGAAAAGGGUAGCAGACUAGUGGUGGCAGUUGAAUCACAAAAGGCGUACAGUAGUCACCAUUUGACUCUAGAUGUUGUUGAGGAACAAGAAAAGAUGAAGUGGGCUGAAUUGGUAAUUUUCCAAUUCCCUUUAUGGUGGUUUAGUAUGCCUGCUAUCAUGAAAGGUUGGGUGGAAAGAGUAUUUUCAGCAGGGUUAGGUUAUGCACUUCCAGAUCGUUAUGGUGCUGGUGGGUUUGAAGGUAAGAAGGCAAUGCUAAUUGUUACUGCGGGAGGAGGUGAAUCUAAUUACAGUGCAAGAGGGAUCAACGGACCAAUUGAUGAUGUGUUGCACUUAAUUAACCAUAAUAUGUUGUUCUAUUCCGGGAUGACUGUGUUGCCAUCCUUUGUUACAUAUAAGACAGAUUAUGCCACGGAAGAGGUCUUCCAAAACUAUGCCGCCAAGUUAAGGAAUACUUUGAAAAAUAUUGAAACCAUUGAGCCGAUUAAGUACAGAAAGCAAAGUGGUGGUGAUUAUGUUAUUCCAGGUGGAAUUUUGAAGGAAGGAUUAGAAAGACCAGGUGAAACUGGGUUUGACAUGCAUAUUCAAAAGGAUUAA